UCGAAGAAAAACGAAAAUCAUCGCACUGGCAUCGCUGGCAUCCGUGCGACUCGCGUACUUUUCCUAGCGGCAUGGUAACGAUCUAGGGUUUUAAAUGUAAUGAUCUAGGGUUGCUUGAGCCGAUGCCGAUGCCAACUAUGGUGUCAAAGAUUUCUCGGCGUAGAUGGAGUCGUGAUAAUUAUCAGUUCGCCUUUGUGGCACCAGCAUUAGACCUUAUCUCCUUGCUACGCGGUUUAACGACGGCAGGGAAUGAAACGAACGCACUCUGUAUCCUACUUGUCAGAUAUAUGCGUGGUCUCGGCCAGACUGAAGUGCCCCUGCACUUAUGUUCAACCACGAUGCGUUGUCGAGCACGAAUCCUUGAAAAGGUGAAUGUCUUGCAUUAUACACCUCUCUGGAGGGCGCUUGAGAGUUUAAUCAUACUCAUGAAGAAUCAUAAUGUCUCCAUGAGUAAACAAAGCGCAUCGUACCUGGUGAGCAAUCAUUGCUUCAUGGUCAAUGGUAUGUAAUUUGCAUGUAUUUUUAGGCAGCUCAGUUGGCGGCAAUAAUUAGUUCAUCGAGUCACAAUGGCAGGUAUGCAAGCAUUUUGGCUCUAUUCCGCGGCUUUAUCCAAGCUGCUGUUGGUGAUGUGUCAGUGACCUUGGAUGAGACGCCGCACAGACUGAACGCACAGACUGAAUGUUCAAGUUUAACGUUUCUCCUUUCGGUAUCAUCAUCUCUUGACUUACCGUUUUGGCUGAUCCACAGUCUGCUCCGAGAGCUCACUCUCCUGGUCGAUUUGAAGCUUCCAUUGCAUAGUUUUGCAUAUUCUUUUUUAAUAAUCUGGUCAGAGAAACCAUGCUAUGUGCACCAUUAAUAUUGCUGGUGUGAGUAGGGCGAAUGCACAGAAUUGUCCUGAUCAAGAGCCACAAAAUUACCUGAAUCAUGUGCUUGCAAUGGAUACUACCAGCACUACCUCAGGAUUACCUGUGAUACAUGAAAGACGGGAGACUGAUUUGCACAUUAAACCAGCUGGAUCAAAUCUGUCCGUGGAAGAGUCGACAUGAAUCAACCCCAUGUUGAAGGUCCUAGCAGAAAAUUUGUAGGUGCUUCCACUUCCGAUGUUUUGGUGAGCUUGUGCACACUAUCCAAAAUUCUUUCUUGUCAUUAUUGGAACGAAUGGCAGAUUCCUUGCCCAACCAAAGAAUGAACAAAUUCGAAGAUAUUGUUUGCAAUGCUGUCCUUGAAAUGACUGGAGAGCUUCAGACGUUGAGUUCAAGGGUAACCACCGAUCGCGCAUUGGAUCUCCUGAUAUAUAUUGCCAUUCUUUCCGGGCAUCCUAUUGAUGUUUGCAGAGCAAUGAACGUCUUCUCAUUGCAUUAUACUUGCUAUGUUCCAUGAAUUCUAUGACCAUAGGUUGAUCGUGCUUGCGGACAUGCCCUACUUGUUCUAGUUGACUUUCUCGCACCACACACCAAAAAUGGUAAUGCCUUUGCUUGCUGGGAUACCGUACUGCACAAAAUUAUUGAGCUACUGGACAUUCAGUCUCGAUGCACGAUAUCAUCGAACUGUAGACUAUGUCAUUCUAUUCCUCUUAGCAUAGUACUAGAGACCCACAUAUUUAAUAUUUUAUUGAGAUCUGCAACAAACGAGCAUUCCGGCGCCAAAAAAAUCUCAAGCAAGACAUUGUGGUAUUCUUGAUAUAGGCUCAUUUGCACCUGGCAGUGAACUCAACAGUUAGUGAGUUGGCAACGCUGGUACUUGGGAGUCCUGCUUUUUCCCGUGGUCCUGCUUGUGGUUCUGUGCGAGCAUUGUCCAUGGCUGGAGCACAUAAUGAGGAUGAUACCUCUAGGCGCUUGUUGAUGCAGUUUUGACUGAGGCCAGAAUAGACCAGAAGCACCACAAAUUGAUCUUUGAACUUGAAGCCCAUAGCUAUGGUCUAUUUGAAAGAUGUAUUUCACCGACUCAAGCUUGCAUGCUACUGGAGUAACUGAUUGAGCCAUAAUGAAAUAAUCACACUCGUGUCAUAGAACCAUCAGUCAUCUAGGUGGCUACUUGAGGGUGACAGUGACUGCUGCUCAUACCAAAAUGUACGCGUAUUCGAGUUCUGUUUGGAACUAACUCAAUAUUGCCCAAUAGGCCUUAAGCAAUGCCUCGAUCUAUGCAAAUUUCUGUGUCACUUGAAAGCAACAAGUCUCCAACCAUCCAACUGAUAUUGUAGGAACAAGCUUUCAUUGGUAACAUGGUGCACACGCCGUAUCCCCUUAUUGUACAUCACAGUUCAGCUAUUCAGGUUCCUGUGGUGAUGUGUCGUGUCUUCCAUCGACAUGUCUGUGGUCUGAUUUCACAUCCUUUUCGUGAUCCUUCCAGCCCCAAGACACUUCAAAAUUUGGUUGGGAGCAUACGAUGUAGUCAAACUCACACUAUGCGAAACUCAUAUAUUGGGAUGCGUCAACCCUUUGAGCGCAUAACUCAACGAGUCAGUUGCAUGCCAAAUGGCUUCACUCCAAGGCAUUUGUGGCUAACUUGGCUUCCUGGGUGCUUUCAAGCUCUUUUCGCCACAGAAUUGUCUUCAGAGGACUCAUCCUCAGUAGUCUCCUCUGUCCAAUGCUUGUUUUCAAUUGGUUACGCGAGUGCUCUGGCAACAUAUCCCCCAAAGCCAAUGAAAGAAUUGACAACUUGGUUAUUUCUUGGAACGUUUAUUGGUUGCCAAAAGUUUAUUUUAGAGUGUACCUCUUUAUUCUUCAAGGAUCUGGUGUGGAUUGUCAACAACAUUGUACAUGCACCCGGGAAUACCAUGAAAAGUCGUCAUCGAGCAGUGCCUUUUAGCUUGUCAUUCAGAUUGGCCAGCUGUUAGGCUCGUGGGCAGCUAGUUCCUAUUUGCUCCGUCUUGACUUCUACAUGCCAAUGGUAGCUGUCUGUUAGCUGCGCCUUCUCUUUGCAAUUCACAGGGCUAGCAUGCUCCCUCUCAGGUCUGGUCGCCCAAUGACGUUUCUAUCAAAAAGGAAAGCAAUUUCACUCACCUUGUCUCAGGGCGAUGCGGCCACUCAUCUUUUCUUACUUACCUUCAGCGGGAAAUCAAUCGAGACAAUAGAGACGAAAGCAAGCGGUAUGCUUUAUUCCUUCGCCUCUGGAGUUUUUUGUAUGCACAACGUAGUAGCGCUAUAAGGUCUUCUGGUGAAGAUAAGCUCCCCUAUAGCGCCACGGCGUCUAAUGACCUGUGCUGCUGCCUAACCUCGUUCGCAUGCAGUCAAAGCUACCAUUGUCUGACAUCAAAGCUGCUGGACGACAGCGAAGUAAUCCUUCUGAAUUUUAUCCAGUGCAUUCGGGCCUCCUCCAGAAUUCGACGCCUGAGCCUUCAACAGCUUGAUCUGCCACCCUUGCUUUUGGCAAUUCAACUACUUUCUGGCAACGCUACUGGUAUGCGUCUUCCUUGCGUGGUCUUGGGUACUCUUUCCUCUGUUUCUGCAACUGAAUCGUCGUUGUCGUUGAAAAAUGUUAUGGAAUCCUGCAAUACAUUUCGACAGCUAGCCACCAAGCACGAUACGUCUCUCACUUGCCACGUGUUUACCGUAGUUUUGAGCAUGAUAUAUGAUUACAAUCGCUUGCUGGAAAAGUUUUUUUCCGCCAAAAUCAUUUCGCUUCGAAAGUGGCUGCAUGCUGUUGGUUUCCUCUCUCAGCUGCUUAACCAAAACCCACGAGUGUGCUCUCAGACUGCAGCGUUAAGAAGCUUAAAUUCGCGUGUUCAGUCACGUGCCCUCAGUAGUACACCAUCGCAUUCCACUAGUCAGAUGGAAGCACUGCUAAAUGAAGACAAGUAUUGGAGGCAGUGGAUGAUAGAAGGUGAAUUGCAUUUGUUGUACAAACAGGCAGUCCAUGCUGAUCUCCUGCGCUCUAGUACUAAAUGCCAGUGGCAAAACAGUCAACCCCCCAAUGCUUUAUCCCAAUGAAAUCGGUUUUGAACCUGCUCAAGAAGUUUUAGGAACUGGCCAUCUGCCCCGAGUUGCCCAAAAUUGCCGACGGUAGAAUCUCCGGGUAACUUGAAGUUCUUACGCCCGAGGAAGUCGCCACUUGCUAUACCCCCCCUAUCCUAUACCCUUUUAUAUACACUUACACACACACUGGCACAACACGCCACGCGUAAUUAAACACCGUGACAUGUGGGGGAAGCCAGACUAGGAUUGCUCCAUAGCGAAUAUAAACGCUGUCCUGUAGUGUGGAUUUUCUAAAACGAAG
Molecule: messenger RNA, 4215 nt
Organism: Pelagomonas calceolata
Lineage: Eukaryota; Pelagophyceae; Pelagomonadales; Pelagomonadaceae
Source: the annotation of a GenBank genome assembly